GUUGUUUUUUUGCUUGUUUGAGAUGCUUCACUGAGCGUUCGCUCCGAGUGACUCGGCUUGUUCCUCGGAAACCUCUCACGUCGAGUGGUGGUGAGGGGGAGAAACGCCUUAGGAGACACUGUCUGCCCCACACCGACUUGCACCUGCUCGGCUGUUGUGCCCCUUAUUGCCCGCCUGACUCGUUUGUGUCAAUGGAAAUAAAGCAAGUCGUCCCUCGCAAGCAUCUUGGAGAAAUAAAUCAUUGCAGUUGCUGUUACUGCCUUGUUUGUUAUGAGAAGUUUCCUGUUUUCCUCAACUCUCUCCUAUGCCUGUUUAUUCUUCAUGGUUUAUACCAACUUUAAAAAAAAGUACUGUGGAUUGUGUGUGGACAAGGUGAAAUAUGAUGGGGGAAAGAAAAUGAUUGCUUUCCAGCAGAAGAUUUUAAACUUGAUCAAAUGUUUCAGAAGACAAUGGCCCUUAUUUUCAAACUCAGAAAGGACUACUGUAUGUGGAGCAGAUUGCAUGCUUAUGAUAUUACAACUGUCAAUGGCUGAAGUCAAUAAACAGCACCAUGGAGAUUUCACUGUAUCACUUAGUGAUGUGGUGGAAACUUGGAAAUACUUGUUACAUGACAAACUGGGAUUAUCAUAUGACAUGGAAGAACCUGAAAAUUAUGCUGACCAAAAGAAAGCCUACGAUACCUUCUUAGAAAGUAGCAGUAUGUUAGAUCUAAUAGACGUAUGCCAGAAGUGCUGUGAACUUGCACUUGUGCCUGAAAAUGAAAACAUAACACCUGUUGAACUGUUGGAAUUUAUUUCUGGUGUAAUGAAUGUACCAGAAGAUAAUGGUUCGGUUCUGUCUUCUACACCAGUCAAGAGACAGGACCAAGAGAAUGUGAAGGUGACACACUUGGCAAAGAAGCUUGUUUAUUCAUAUUUAAGCCUGUUGGUGAAUUCUAAGAAUGAUCUGGCAUUGGCUUAUAUUCUAAAUGUUCCUGAGAGAGGACUUGGUAGAGAAGCCUUCACUAACCUGAAGCAUGCUUCACAGAAGAGAAAAAUGUCCAUUUUUCUGAUGGCAACAUCUUUUAUCCGAACUGUAGAACUUGGAGGAAAAGGCUAUGCAACUUCAUUAUUUGAUCCUUUAAGAAGCCAUGUAAAGGGGCUUACAAAUUUUGUUGAUUUUAUUGACAAGUUGGAAGAAAUUGUUGGUGAAGUCUUGGAUCCAAGAAUCGCAGGGGGGCGAAUUCUGUCAACAGUGAAGAUGCAUUUGAUGAAAGGCCGAAGCAAUGGGGAUCCUUUCUGUCGAGCGGUAGAGGAAGUUGUACAAGAUUGGGAUUUGAAGAUUAAAAAUAUUAUCGAUUCACAACAUGAUGUCUUGACUGCCAGCACCACUGGAGUUAGUCCAGCACGGCCAAAAUUACAUUCCAUAAACCAUGGCACUGUAUAUUGUGGCAGAGAUACUGUAAAGGUCUUACUAGUUCUUCUGGAUGAAGAAGCUGCCAAUCCUCCUACCCAAAAUAAAGCAGAACUAUUAUAUGAUGAUGAAAACUUAAGUUUGUUUGGAAUUACCUCUGUUUUGACACUCUUCAGAUCUCCAGUACAAUCCAGCAGAUCAUCUCCAAAACCUCUUAGACAGCGUAUUCAGAAAUCGAUGGAUGAAAAAAAUAUUAAGAUGAAGCAACCUUCAAUCAAAUCCCAGUUUGCAUGUACAUAUAAAGAUGCACUGAAUGAAAGGAAGGGUCAGCACUUCCUCAAAAGUAGCAUACAUCCUGCACCAAGGCAACUUUUAAAAGAUGAAUCUCUCACAGAAGAUAGGAGUUCAUGUCUUGACAUACCAGCGCUUGGAACUAUUUCUGAAAAUGUUCACCGGAAUAGCAGUGAAACAGAAAUGGGAAAACUGAGUUGUCAGCCAAGAAACAAAAACUCCAAGAAUGAACAGACGGAUUUGAGUAAUGACAAAAUAAUCUGUGAUAAGGAAAGUGAGCUAUCUCUGCCAAAAAAUGUUAAAAGACCCAAGGUUUCAAACAAUCCACAGAAGAAAUCGGACAGCAAAGUUGAUGGGGCAGGAAAAAGCAGCAGAACUGCAAGAAAGAAUAAAUUGAUUGCUGGUCAGGCAAAAUUAACUCACUUUUUUCGAUUAUAAGUCUUGUUUUUAAAUACAUGGUAUGUUGACUUUUUCAGAAGUUGUAGUUCUGCAAAAAAAAGGUGAAAUCCAUGAAUUGCCUCCCUUCAUACUCAAAUAAGUGAAAGUUGCUUGUGUAUAAUUAGACAAAUAUUUACAAAUCUGGAUUAUGCAGAUGUCUUUUAUUUUUAAUAACAAUGCAUCAUUAGUAAUUACAGCCAAGUUACUUUUUGGCAGUGAAUCAUGUUUCCCUCUACAUUGCAAUGUGAAAGUAUUUGUAGAUGCAUGUUUGUAGCAAUACACAGUUUGUAGCAAUACACAGUAACUUCAAGUUGCAUAAAAUUCAUAAUGUUUGAUCUUCUUCAAAGAAGGUGACGUAGACCAGUAUUUUUCAGAUUUGCCAACAAGGUCGAUAGACUCUUCCCAACAUACACCUGAGCACUAAAGGAAAAAGAUUCUGAAAGUUUAAAUCAUAAAAGAACUAGAAUUCUUUAUUGCCUCUGAAAAUACUGUUAACUGAAAAAAAAAAUACACUAAAUGGAAACUGAAAAUACAGCAUUUCAUCAGCCCUGGCAAAUCCUAAACAUGACAUGUAGUUUCUAAAAGAACCUUUAUCAAAUGGCUGUAUAGAUAUUGCAUUACACUUUACAAGAAUGAAAUCAUUUGUGUGUAAGAAUGAAAGUAUACUUACUGUCAAAAUCUCUUCUUCCUAUAGGGAAUUUAGCUGAAUUUUCUUCAUCCCUGGUGUCCCUUCUUUCCUGUAUUAAUUCAAUAUUCUGAAUUUCAGUGUCGGCUGGAAAAGUCAUGGCUCCCUUCAGUGCAAGAUAAGGUAGAUGCUUUGUACCUAAGUUGAUUGCCAUACCCUGGUUUAGGAAAUCAUGUUUGGAACCUAUGUCCUGUUUUAACGAAAAGAAGAGUAGCAGUUUGUCUUUCAAAAUUUUAAUUAGUUGUGUUGACGUUUUAAAUUAUCAAUGGAAGUAUUGGGACCGAACAUAAUCAUUUAAAACUAAGCAAUGCCCUGCAUUACAUCUUUGGCUAAAAUGGUUUUACAGUAAAGUACCUGUUAAUAUAAUAUGCAUCUCUUAUUUAGUAAAGUUGAAAACCUGUUGUUGCAUAUAGUGACAUGCAGAAAUAAACACAAAUAUAGGUCUCCCCCCCCUCCGCCCAAAUUUUGACUGGCUAUAGUUCUGGUUAAAAUCAGAUUUCUUUUAUUCAAGUGCCUAAAUUACUUAAAAUUUGGGGAUUUUGGCUUUCAAUUAUUGCACUUGUCUUGUAAAGGACUAUAAAGAAAAUUUCCAUUUUACAAUUAAACCAAGCAUGUAAAACUGAAAACUCACAAAGAACUUUGGGUUUCUGUCUUCCUCUUCAUCCAAAAAGCUACUGUCUUCAGUCUUAUAAUGCUUGAGCAAAGGUGUAGCUCCUCUGUUUUCUGUUCUGUCUCCAUUUCGAAGAGUGCUUCCUAGACUGAAUGUGUUCAGCCACAUAUCUUCAUCUUCUACCUUUUGCAGAGAUUUUGACACUGAGAUUAGAAAACCUUGAGAAAAAAGAGAAAGAGAGAGUAUUAACAUGUAUGAUGAGAUACACAUUCUUGGUUACUUAAUGUUUGCAUAGAAGUUAAGCGGUUUUCAGAUUUUGAGAGCUUCAGCUGUAAAUUAACAUGCUAUACAUCUGUGCCUGCUUUAUAUAUUUUACAGAGUGAAUGGAAACUACUUCAAUGGCUGAUGAGUUCACUCUUUUUAAAUGACUCAUAUUAAAGGGGGUAACCUUUUGUAUAAUCCUUCUAAUCCCACGUAUUGUUUAGAACUACUUAAACAUUUCUUUAGCAUGGAUAAUUUGUUUCUUUGUAUGUUUUUAGAGCAGUACAGAUUAGUAGUUCCUUUUGAUGGAUCAGUAUAGCAAAGUUCACAGGAAAUAGUAAUGUCCAUUUGUGUUCUUUAUAAAGCUUCAUUUCCAUUUAAGGCAAUUUGAGAAAAAGAACUAAUUUACCCAAGUAAGCAAGACUGUUGUAAAGGUGUAAAUCUUAAUUUAUCAUAGUUCUUAAGCAAAAUGGAUUUACUGAAGAGUUGAAAAACUUGAAACAUAACAAUAGGUUGGACAACUACUGUGUUAGAGCUGAAGUCAUUAAUUUGUAUUUCUGAGUCCAUUAUGUCAUGUUACCUUAUGCAAAGAGCUCAUCUCUAGAAAUGCUUAUUAACACCCAAGUAAUUAUAUUUGUCAGCAUUUUCUUUCUGAAAGUAGCAUGUUACCCAGCUACAAAUAUAAUAUAGUCAGAUAUGUUUGCUAAGAAUGUAGAAAGAAAAGGAAACUUCAGCUUUUCAUUAGAAAAGGCUCUGAAGUCUUACCUAUUAUCCUGUGGAAGGAAAAGUAGAGCUUCUGUGUCACAUGCUUUUUUUUUACUUCAUCUGGAAAGCAAAUGGGGCUAGUUCAAACCUAGCUAAUCUCUUAAUGUCACUGAUGCAAUGUGUUUGAGUGCCAGUCCAGCUAUUUAGGUUCAGGCAUACUUCAAAACUACAGAUGACACUUCUUGGUCUGAAUUGUGUAAUCAUAUCUGUUAAUGCCUAAAAGCACAAUCUUCAUGGAGUUUCUUUCCACUGUUGCAAGUGCAAGUAAAGGAAUAACAAGAGAGUAUAGAACAGAAAGAACUUUGGGGAAGGGGAAAAUGAGGGAAUUAAGCAAUAUUGCCUUUUAAACAAACAAAAAGUAAUCAACUUAUAAUUCACUGAGUAUCUAUGCUCUGAAGGCUGGCUAGCAUCUAGCCUGGCACAUUUCUGUAAGGUUCUCUACAUAUUUCUCUGUACACAGAGGCAUCAGAGCAUUUAUUUUGCUCACAAGUGACUGAGAGGCAAUCUGUGCGGGACUGCUCAGGGACAGAAGAGCACUAUAUUCUUAGCAUGUUACCUAAAAACAUAAUGUCAAGGCUUGAUUGCUGUUUUGCUCCUUGUUGACUUAAUUUACCCCAAAGAAUAGGCAUUAUUAUUUGAUGCUAUAUUAUACCUGUUACAGCAGCAUUUUCCUAGAGGGAUGAACUGACUUACUGGAACUCUUUUGUGUAUAUUUGGAUUUUCAAUCAAAUUUUAUUUUGGUUCAUAAUUACUCUGGGUAUGUGACGCAAGUCCAAAAAGUGUCAUAAUCAUUUCCUUGGUGCUUUAGGAGGGGAAAAAGCAAACAACAACAACAAAAACCCAAGCAGAUAUAAGUUAAAAUGUUAGUCUGGUACUGGGUUUGUUUGUUCGUUCUCCUACCCAACACAUAUGUUGAGUCUUCCAAGUUGUAGCCUAUCUUGCUUUACUGCUUUCACUUUUCUUUUCACUUUUCUUAGCUUCAAUAAUUGAGAAACAUUGCUUCAGGUGUUUCUUUCUUUCUACCUUUCUACUCUACAUAAGCUUCAAAUUAGCCUAGAUGCAUCCUCUCCUAACUUGUUUUUGGCUCGCUGCUCUUAAAAAUCAAGACCUUUCUUUGGACGCUCUUGGAGGUGUAAAAAGAAGUACAAAGAGGAAAUGUGUGUUGCUGAGAAGUAUUGCAUAGUUGUAGGGAAAGAGUAAGAAGAAUAACUCUUCCUGCUGAAAGCAAGCACUUUUCCACAGAUUGAGAAUGUUGUGUGGAAGAACUGAACAGAAUUGCUGGAACUGUGAUAUUUUUAAGCAGUGCUCACUGCUAAACUUCCUCAAAAAACAGGUUGCCUUGCUAAAGUAACUUACUGGUGAGGCCUUUCAUGAGAGAGUCCCUACUGGACUGAGCAGAUUGUGUCUAGGAGAUAUUUUGGUAUUACUACUCUUUCCCAGAUGAGGAAAGUGCAUUAAUCCUUUUAGGAGAGAGUUAAAAUAGGACUGACUGACCUGGAUCAGUCUUUUCAGGGGAGAGCAUCUCUGAAAAAUGGGAUUAUAACUUCUCAUUGUUUUCAUUUCCUUCCUGUGGAGCCUGUACUUGCCAUGGAGCAGCUGAAGUGGUUUACUUUCUUUGACUGUAAUUGCCUGGCUACAGAGGAAACAGUUUUGAAAGCCAAAUGUGUAUAGUUUUGUACUUUCUCAGCCAACUUCCUUUUCAUAAUUUGUACUCUUCCAUCCACAUUCAGUGUUUGUACAGUUUUGUUCAAUUAAUAAAGCAAAAAAACAUUUUCGAACUGAAA
This is a messenger RNA of Dromaius novaehollandiae (emu), 6226 nucleotides long. It is a transcript of the gene PARPBP, whose product is annotated as PARP1 binding protein. Gene Ontology annotation, cellular component: chromatin. The record is from RefSeq and is a predicted model, not a curated record. Gene Ontology annotation, biological process: negative regulation of double-strand break repair via homologous recombination. The transcript has 11 exons. NCBI's taxonomy places the organism in Eukaryota, Metazoa, Chordata, Aves, Casuariiformes, Dromaiidae. The coding region runs from base 271 to 2121 and encodes 616 amino acids.